Rattus rattus (black rat) is the source of this 1181-nucleotide messenger RNA. RefSeq names its product histone-lysine N-methyltransferase SETDB1-like. Gene Ontology annotation, molecular function: histone H3K9 methyltransferase activity. The transcript is spliced from 7 exons. NCBI's taxonomy places the organism in Eukaryota, Metazoa, Chordata, Mammalia, Rodentia, Muridae. Gene Ontology annotation, biological process: negative regulation of gene expression; heterochromatin organization. The coding region runs from base 268 to 879 and encodes 203 amino acids. The record is from RefSeq and is a predicted model, not a curated record. Gene Ontology annotation, cellular component: nucleus.
CUUUUUUGCUGGUUGUAGACUCCAGGGCCUGGUGCAGCCGAGAACCCCUCCCCUGUGCAGCUGCCCUGUCGCAUGGUCCUAGGAGUUUUUAAAAGCAACUUUCUACAGGAAAGCAAAACUCCGGCGAAAGCAUGUCCUCCCUCCCUGGGUGCAUGAGUUUGGCUGCAGCGCCAGCUGCGGCGGCGGACUCUGCAGAGAUUGCUGAGCUGCAGCAGGCAGUGGUUGAAGAGCUGGGUAUCUCUAUGGAGGAACUUCGUCAGUUCAUCGAUGAAGAACUGGAAAAGAUGGACUGUAUACAGCAGCGCAAGAAGCAGCUGGCAGAGCUGGAGACGUGGGUGCUGCAGAAGGAGUCUGAGGUGGCUUAUGUUGAUCGGCUGUUUGAUGAUGCAUCUAGAAUGCGGAGAAAGUGGGAGCAGAGCUGAGCAGAUGGUUCCAUGGCUUCGUGAAGCUAUGGCUGCCUUAAGAAAAUCAGCUCAAGAUGUCCAGAAGUUCAUGGAUGCUGUCAAUAAGAAAAGCAGUUCUCAAGAUCUACAUAAAGGAACCUUGGGUCAGGUGUCUGGAGAACUGAGCAAAGAUGGGGACCUGAUAGUCAGCAUGCGGAUUCUGGGCAAGAAGAGGACUAAGACGUGGCACAAAUGCACCCUCAUUGCCAUCCAGACUGUGGGGCUAGGAAAGAAAUACAAAGUGAAAUUUGACAACAAAGGAAAGAGUCUGCUGUCUGGGAACCAUAUUGCCUAUGAUUACCACCCUCCUGCUGACAAGCUGUUUGUGGGCAGUCGAGUGGUGGCCAAAUACAAAGAUGGAAAUCAGGUCUGGCUUUAUGCUGGCAUUGUAGCUGAGACCCCUAACGUCAAGAACAAGCUCAGGAUCUCAGAAUGAGUGGCCAUAAACUUGAUGUAGAGACCAACCUGGCCUAACUGAUAGAGAUCUAUGUGCUUCACCCUCCCCUUGCUCACUAAAGGUAUGCAUCACAACGCCAGGUUGGAGGCAUUGUCACAAUGACAUUUCCUCCUCUCACAUGGUCCCAGCCUGUGUCAAAUUUACAAAAACAAAACGUGCCAUCUAGAUAGCACACUUGAAUAUAAGAAAUUGUAGUUCAUGCUUUUAAUCCCAGUGUUCGGGAGGUAAAGGCCAAUAGAUCUCCGUGAGUUGGAUGCCAUCCUGCUCUACAAAUUAAGUUC